Aspergillus ibericus CBS 121593 is the source of this 1299-nucleotide messenger RNA. RefSeq lists its product as uncharacterized. NCBI's taxonomy places the organism in Eukaryota, Fungi, Ascomycota, Eurotiomycetes, Eurotiales, Aspergillaceae. Bases 19 to 1098 code for a protein of 359 amino acids. The transcript is spliced from 3 exons. The record is from RefSeq and is a predicted model, not a curated record.
GGAAAAGAGACUGUUCAGAUGAAAAAGGUGACCCUGGCACGCGAUCGUGCAUCUUUCGAUCCCUCCAAGCACCUCGCACAUACUCCUCCUUCAAAGGUGCACACUAUGAAGGAGCUUGGUUAUCCUGACAGUCGUGGCGUUUCGCCGAUUGGUGUCUCUGAGCCCUUCCCGCUGUUCUCGACUGAGGCCAUCCGGCUCAUGCGCGAAGAGGUCUUGAGCGACGAAGUGUUUGCUAAGCACAAAUAUUCGAGCAACAUCGCUCAGUGCCAAUUGCGGGGUUAUGCAGCAGAGUGCGCACCAUUCGUCUAUGAUGCCUGGAAAAACCCCGAGACGCUGGCUAUCAUCUCAAAGAUUGCAGGUGUUGAACUCGUACCCGCCAUGGAUUUCGAGAUCGGGCACGUGAACAUCUCCACGAAUAGCGAGGAGGAGAAGAACCAGGCCGUCCAGGAAGUUCUGGAGAAGGUCAACCGAGCAUCUAACGAGGGGGUCGCAGGAACCCCUUGGGAAGAUGAGAACCCCAUCGUGGACUGGCAUACUGAUAGUUAUCCUUUCGUCUGUGUGACCAUGCUUUCCGACUGCACGGACAUGGUCGGCGGAGAAACAGCCCUUAGAAAGGGAAACGGCGAGGUUGUAAAGGUUAGAGGACCGCAGAUGGGUUCGGCGGUGAUUCUUCAGGGACGGUACAUUGAACACCAGGCUCUCCGUGCGCUGGGAACGACCGAGCGGAUCUCCAUGGUCACAUCAUUCCGACCUCGCGCUUCCGCCAUCAAGGACGACACUGUUCUUACCACAGUUCGUCCCGUUUCAAACCUAAGCGAACUAUAUCAUGGAUUCGCUGAAUACCGCUUUGAGAUCCUUGAAGAUCGUCUUCGCGAAGCCAACAGGCUCAUGCGGGACCGAGAGCGAGCUAAACGGGCUUUCGAUACUCGUGCUGUGAAACGAUUCAUCCGCGAGCAGAUUGAUUUCUUGGAGCAUAUGGACAAGGAAAUUGUUGAUGAUGACAAAGUUAUCAAGGGCGUCCUCGAUGACAGCCACUUGAUCUCCGAGGAUCUCAAGCUGCAGCAGUCCAGGAAGCGCACUUUCGCUGCUGUGGACUGAACCGGUCUCCGGAUGCUAUCCAAAGGCUGGUGAUGCUCUGCUAUUUCUCUUCUUCGACUUCAUCUUCUCAAAAUCAAGUCCGGCUGGUCUCGAGAUGUCAUUUUUAGGUAUUCUUUUUAGUUAUUCUUAGGUUAUCCCGCUGAUGGCUUCGGUGUCGCGCUGGGUGCUAUCGGACUGGCGCGUGAUAACGACAAUGGUUGC